Alligator sinensis (Chinese alligator) is the source of this 1009-nucleotide messenger RNA. It is a transcript of the gene CDKL1, whose product is annotated as cyclin dependent kinase like 1. Gene Ontology annotation, molecular function: cyclin-dependent protein serine/threonine kinase activity; ATP binding; MAP kinase activity. Gene Ontology annotation, biological process: protein phosphorylation; intracellular signal transduction. Lineage: Eukaryota; Metazoa; Chordata; Crocodylia; Alligatoridae. Gene Ontology annotation, cellular component: cytoplasm; nucleus. Bases 16 to 954 code for a protein of 312 amino acids. The transcript is spliced from 9 exons. The record is from RefSeq and is a predicted model, not a curated record.
UUGGUGUGUGCCGUCAUGUCUGAGAGGCACAUUUUGUCUGGCUUUGACACAGGCAGAACUGGACAACUGAAGCACCCCAACCUGGUCAACCUGCUGGAAGUCUUCAGGAGGAAGCGGAAACUCCACCUGGUCUUUGAGUACUGCGACCACACGGUGCUCCACGAGCUGGACAAGCACCCGCGGGGGGUGCCUGAGCACCUCGUCAAGAGCAUCACGUGGCAGACACUCCAGGCUGUGAACUUCUGCCACAAGCACAAUUGCAUCCACCGCGACGUGAAGCCGGAGAACAUCCUGAUCACCAAGCAGUCGGUCAUCAAGCUUUGCGACUUUGGAUUUGCUCGCAUCCUGACUGGACCCAGUGACUAUUACACAGACUAUGUGGCAACCCGAUGGUACCGUUCUCCCGAGCUGCUCGUGGGAGAUACUCAGUAUGGCCCUCCCGUGGAUGUCUGGGCUAUAGGCUGCGUUUUUGCAGAGUUGCUCUCUGGUGUCCCUCUGUGGCCUGGCAAAUCAGAUGUCGACCAGCUGUACCUAAUCAGGAGGACACUGGGGGACCUCAUUCCCAGACAUCAGCAAGUAUUCAGCACCAACCAGUUCUUCAGUGGGGUAAGGAUUCCAGACCCAGACAAUAUGGAGCCACUGGAGGCGAAAUUCCCUAACAUUUCAUAUCCUGCUCUAGCCCUGAUGAAGGGCUGCCUUCAUAUGGACCCUGCUGAGAGACAAACCUGUGAGCAGCUACUGCAACACCCAUACUUCGAUGGCAUUAGAGAAUCAGGAGAAUUGGGAAAGGAGCAUGAAAAAGCUGCUCGGAAGCCAGCCAGGGCAACACGAAAGCACAUGCCAGGGCUACAACACCUUCCUCAGUUAACCAGCAGUAACGUGUUACCAGCUUUGGAUAACAAGAAGUAUUUUUCCAACACAAGAAAACUGAACUACCAUUUCCCCAACAUCUGAGAAGAUCCAGGCCACUACUGACAACUAAACUACAAGCCCUCCAGAAUUAAAAAAA